Molecule: messenger RNA, 1429 nt
Organism: Lucilia sericata (common green bottle fly)
Lineage: Eukaryota; Metazoa; Arthropoda; Insecta; Diptera; Calliphoridae
Product: enoyl-CoA delta isomerase 1, mitochondrial
Exons: 4
Coding region: 252-1109 (285 amino acids)
Biological process (GO): fatty acid beta-oxidation
Cellular component (GO): mitochondrion
Molecular function (GO): enoyl-CoA hydratase activity
Source: RefSeq, a predicted model, not a curated record
UGAUUAAACCGAAACUGUGGCCAUCUUUUAAGGGUUCAACUUGAUUGAUUCUGUUGUUUUUUUUUACUUGUUUAAACAAAUUUUAUCUGUUGUUUUGAACGGUUUAUUAUUUUAAUUUUACUGCGUUUUUUAAUUUAAUUUAAAAUUUUUUUAUAAUUUAUCUUAAAAAGUGUAUUAUUUAAUAAACAUUAAGUUUAAAGUAUUUUGCUAAAGAUUUUUAUUAUUUUAGUAAAUUUUUAUCAGUGACAAAUAUGCAGUCGGCAGCUACAAGGUCAUUCACAAGAUUGUUCCGCAAGCCGGAGACGCUCCUUCGCUGUAUGUCCUCAGCAUCAGCAGGAAAAUUAACUACAGUCGAAGUAAAUGAUAAAACCGGCGUAGCCGUUUUGACCAUGAAUCGUCCCCCGGUUAAUGGUUUGAAUUUAGAAUUGUUGCGUGACAUACACAAUUCAAUUGAGGAAAUUGAAUCGAAUAAAUCUCGAGGACUAAUCUUGACUUCGUCUUCCAGCACAAUAUUUUCAGCCGGUUUGGAUAUUAUGGAAAUGUAUAAACCUAAUCAAGAUAGACUGAAAGAAUUUUGGACUACUUUACAAGAUACCUGGUUGGCUUUGUAUGGCUCAAGUGUACCAACAGCGGCUGCCAUAAAUGGUCACUCGCCAGCUGGAGGUUGUCUAUUGGCUACCAGCUGUGAAUAUCGUGUUAUGUUGCCUAAUUACACAAUUGGUCUUAACGAAACCAAAUUAGGUAUAGUGGCACCUAAAUGGUUUAUGUACGCCUUUUGCAAUGUCUUGCCUCGCCGUGUUGCUGAAAUGGCCUUAACUCAAGGCAAAAUGUUUAGCAGUGAAGAAGCUCUUAAAGCAGGCCUUGUAGAUGAGUUAGCACAAACAAAGGAAGAAGCCCUGGCUAAAUGUGAACAAUUCUUUGGUACUUUUGCAAAAACUAAUCCAUUCGCUCGUGCCAUGACCAAACAACAGUUCCGUUCAAAGGACUUGCAACAAUUCGAGGAUGAAAGAGCUCAAGAUUUGGAAGCUUUUAUAUUCUUUAUUAAUCAGCCCAAUGUUCAAAAAGGUUUGGGCCUUUAUUUGGAAAGUCUUAAGAAGAAAUCCAAGUAAAUCACGAGACUGAAAUGAAAUUGAAAAAAGUUCUGAGAAUCCUAUUUUAUUUUUAAAUGCAUUUAUUUGUAUAUUUUUAUAUAGAUAAUAACACACAGUUAUAAAAAGUAUAUAUUUAAAUUAAAUGAAUUAUUACGUUAACUCCUUCUUAUAUUUAGCUUUCUUCAUUAAGUAGUCCCUCUCGUACUUCAUGUUGCAAUGAUUGUAGAUUCUCAGUCAUCAAGUCUAAAUAUGUGUUAAUUUCUAGAACUUUUGCCCGAUUGCGCUCCAGUUCAUCUCUAUAAGAAGAAAUAUAAAUGGAAUUAAAAUUUAAGUUAAAA